AGAUGAACCAUGUGUCCGCAGUCCAUGACCGAAAUAAACUCAACCCCGCAUUCGGCCCUCAAAAGGCAACCCUCACCUCAGACUUCCCCGAAAUGUAAAAUCCCCAUCGUACUAGCGAUGCAUCCAAAAGCCAUACUCCCUUUCUUCUUCUUCCUUCUCACAAUUGCCUCUACGCUGCCCGAAACAUGCGCCCCCAAUAAUGGAAUAAUGACAACUCCCACUUACGGCACGACAGGCGCCAUCUUCACCAUCUGCGCCCAAACCACCAUCCUCAGCUCUCCCCUCCCCAUCUACGACGUCCUAACCAAUUUCCCCUGCUACGCCGCCUGGAACACCUUCGUCUACGCCAUCGACCUACCCUCAAACUACACCACCCCCUACGUCGGACUUCAAAUGACGUUCCACACCUCGGGCCUCAUUCUUGGGUUCAAUACUACUUCGAAUGAGUUAGUCACGUACUUGGAACCGGAUGCAACUCCGCCGUUUGUGUCGUGGAGGUUAAAUGCUGGCGUCUUGGGUGUGCUGAUGCAGGCGGAGCAUGUGAGCGCGUUGUGGGAUUUGGGGAAUGGGAGUACGAGUUAUGUGUCUUGGGAGACUUAUUAUGGAGCUGGGGCACUGGCGACGUUGGCGUUGGAGGCGAAUUUGCAGACGCAGUUUGAGGUUCAGGGGCAGGAGUUGAAGGAGAGGAUUGAGGGAGGAGGUUAGUUGGAAGUUUAGGGGAUGGCAUGUUUUGAUAUGCUUUGUGGAGUUUGUUGUUGUGGUAUCUUGGUAUCUAGCUGUGUCUAUCUUGGGAGGGAUUGAUCUUAAGAA
Molecule: messenger RNA, 810 nt
Organism: Mollisia scopiformis
Lineage: Eukaryota; Fungi; Ascomycota; Leotiomycetes; Helotiales; Mollisiaceae
Exons: 1
Coding region: 118-705 (195 amino acids)
Source: RefSeq, a predicted model, not a curated record